AUGCAUGCUCAGCCUGUCAACUUCGAUACUUUGAGAGCUACCCUGAAAGUUCAGUAUAGCCCUGGGGUUAUCCUUAGUUGUUGGAUCCCUGGUUCAAUGAGGACGGCCGAAUCCGCACGUACCUGGAAGUGGAGGUGGAGACAGUCCACCUUGCGAUACCGCUCGCAAGACUGCUCCAGAGCCCGGGUCUGGAUGGGGGCCAAGGGAGAUGUUCCCACAGCAACAGCCCCGGCGUACGUCUCGGCGCGUGCGCCGCUCCUCGCCCCGCCCCCUGACCCGACGGCGAGGGGCGGGGUGACAAGGGAGCAAAGACGGCGGAGAGGUGCCGCCUCCAGCAACGCCGGAAGUUUCGGGGGGACCAGAGCUGCGGGGACCGGGGGAACCGCAGGACCUCAGGAGCGGCAUAAGGCGUGCUCGGGCUCCUCAGUCCGCAAUUCGUCCCCGCGCGCUGUGGGGAGCGCGUUCUCCAGCGUCCUGGCUGUCACGGCCGUGGUUGUCCGGGCGGUGGCCUGGCUGCUCCUCUGGGAGGCGGCUGGACUCACCACACCCGCCACGGCCUUCACUGCCACCCCCACCGACGCUGGCAUAAGGGCUACUUGUUCAGAAAUUAUUUUGAGGCAAGAAGUUUUGAAAGAUGGUUUCCACAGAGACCUUUUAAUAAAAGUGAAAUUUGGAGAAAGCAUUGAGGACUUACAGACCUGCCGACUCUUAAUUAAACAGUACAUCCCGACGGGACUUUUUGUGGAUCCAUAUGAGUUGGCUUCAUUAAGAGAGAGAAACAUAACAGAGGCAGUGAUGGUUUCCGAAGACUUUAAUAUAGAAGCUCCCAAUUAUUUGUCUAAGGAAUCCGAAGUUCUUAUUUAUGCCAGACAAGAUUCACAGUGCAUUGAUUGUUUCCAAGCUUUUUUGCCUGUGCACUACCGCUAUCAUCGGCCACAUAGUAAAGAUGGAGAAACCUUUAUUGUGGUCAAUAACCCUGAUUUAUUGAUGUAUUGUGACCAAGAGUUUCCAAUUUUGAAAUGCUGGGCUCAGUCACAAGUGGCAGCUCCUUGUGCUUUGAAGAAUAAGGAUAUAUGCCAGUGGAACAAUAUGAAAUACAAAUCAGUAUAUAAGAAUGUGACUCUACAGGUUCCAGUGGGACUAACUAUACAUACCUCUUUAGUAUGUUCUGUGACUCUGCUCAUUACCAUCCUGUGUUCAACUCUGAUCCUUGUGGCUGUUUUCAAAUAUGGCCAUUUUUCCCUAUAAGUUUUGUGGAGCUUAAUGCUUCCCAUAAACCUAAAUAAGACCUAUUUACUUGAGAUCAGAAAUGUUCUUCUAGGGGUGCCUGGGUGGCUCAGUCGGUUAAGUGGCUUCCUUCAGUUCAUGAUCUCAGGGUCCUGAGAUCCAGCUCCUUGCUCCACAGGGAGCCUGCUUCUCCCUCUCCCUCUGUUGUUCUCCCCUGCUUAUACUCUAGCUCUCAAAUAAAUAAAUAACAUGUUUAAAAAAAAAAGGAGUGUUCUUCUAGAAUUAUGUCAUUGUUUUUGUCUUCAUUUAUGGCUGUAAUUUUGUGUACUAGAGGAAAUUUUAGACCAUUUUCAACCCAUUCCAGAAUUUAGAGCUCUGUUGUAUAGACCAUUGAU
This is a messenger RNA of Lutra lutra (Eurasian river otter), 1622 nucleotides long. It is a transcript of the gene PIGX, whose product is annotated as phosphatidylinositol glycan anchor biosynthesis class X. Gene Ontology annotation, cellular component: endoplasmic reticulum membrane. Gene Ontology annotation, biological process: GPI anchor biosynthetic process. Bases 1 to 1248 code for a protein of 415 amino acids. The transcript is spliced from 8 exons. The record is from RefSeq and is a predicted model, not a curated record. Lineage: Eukaryota; Metazoa; Chordata; Mammalia; Carnivora; Mustelidae.